Messenger RNA from Staurois parvus, 261 nucleotides. The record is from the annotation of a GenBank genome assembly. Lineage: Eukaryota; Metazoa; Chordata; Amphibia; Anura; Ranidae.
GCACUGACUGGUGGCACUGACUGGCAGCACUGCUGGGCUGCACUGGUGGGUGGCACUGGUGGGCAGCACUGGUGGGUGGGCACAGGUGGGUGGGCACAGGUGGGUGGCACUGGUGGGCACAGGUGGGUGGGCACAGGUGGGUGGCACUUCUGGGCACAGGUAGGUGGCACUUCUGGGCACAGGUGUGUGACACUGCAGAGUGGCACAGGUGGGUGCACUGCUGGGCACAGGUGGGCGGAACUUGCGGGUGGCACUGCUGGG